This is a messenger RNA of Cotesia congregata, 663 nucleotides long. The record is from the annotation of a GenBank genome assembly. Lineage: Eukaryota; Metazoa; Arthropoda; Insecta; Hymenoptera; Braconidae.
AUGAUGUCCGAGGAUGAUUCAUCUGAUGAAUUCCAACCAUCAAAGAUAGUAAUAUCUAAAACAUCAAAAUUUUUCUCAACAAAUAAUGAAGCACCUCCAACUUCUGUUCUACAAUUUCCUAACUAUAAUUUGGAAGUAUCAACUGAUGAAGCGAGUUUAGACUCUAGCCUGUCUCCUAACAAACGAAGUGCACUCCUUUCAGAAGAAGAAAAUGACGAUAAAUCAGAGAAUAAAUCAAAUGUGCCACCAUCACUCCAAGGAUCAUCAGGACUGUUUCAGUGGCAGCCAAAUAAGAAGACCCAGGCGUCACUCCAUAAAUUUUUAAAGAAACGAAAUAUAAGUCCGCUGGAAAGAGAAUCAAAAAGACAGAAUACCAAUGGGAAUGACGAGGAACUUAUGACUGACGAUGAAGAUGAUGAGGGUAAAACAAGAAUACCAAGGUUACCAGUUCCAUCUGGUCAUUCUGUGAUGAUUGCUGGGGUUGACGUCAAGUUCCCAUUGAAGCCUUACUCUUCACAAAUUGCAGUGAUGAAUGCUCUAAUCCGGGGGUGUUCUAAAGAACAACAUGCGUUGCUGGAGAGUCCAACAGGCAGUGGAAAAACUUUAGCAUUACUCUGUGGAGCUCUGGCGUGGCAGGAACACUAUGCUCUCAGUGGAAAUUGA